AUGUCCCCCCUGCAGCAUCCCUGGCCAUCUCCUCCGGCCGAUGCAGGCAUCCGUCUUCCAGGUUCCGGUCCCUGCGAGCAUCGGGACGUACGGGGGACAGAACCGGCGGGAAAUUUAAAAAUGUCAAAAAAUGACAUUCACUAAAUACACUAAAAUCACAUAGUAUUAUGUCCCUACUGCUUUGUCCUGUGCCCUGCCUGCAUUUUUACUGUUCUUUCUGUCUUGAAACUGAGAAAUGUCCAUGGCGUCCAAAAAGCGUCCCUUUAGGUCAAAAGCGGUUUUAGACCAACUAGAGAACAGCGAUAGUAAAUUAGAACCACUUGCAGAAUUGA
This is a messenger RNA of Staurois parvus, 332 nucleotides long. The record is from the annotation of a GenBank genome assembly. NCBI's taxonomy places the organism in Eukaryota, Metazoa, Chordata, Amphibia, Anura, Ranidae.